UAAAAAAAAUUCCAACAUUUUCAAGGUCGAACGAAACCCCGAAGGCGCCAAAUACCACAACCCCAACCUACACAACACGCAGAACCCUGGUCGCUGCACUGUCUUCCACCAGAUCCCACCGCUGCAACACAACGCUGCCACGCGCCCCACCCGGCGACGACGCAACACCGGCGACGCUUAAGGCGGCCGCGGUAGCCGCUAUUUUAGAAAACCCCAUUGUUUUCGUUUGAGUGUGGGAGAAUAGAUGGCACCAGUCUUGCAGAGCUCUCAGCCAUGGGUCGAGAAAUACCGGCCAAAGCAAGUGAAAGAUGUUGCUCACCAAGACGAAGUUGUUCGAGUAUUAACAAACACCCUUGAAACCGGAAGUUGCCCCCACAUGCUCUUCUAUGGUCCACCCGGCACUGGAAAAACAACUACUGCCCUUGCAAUUGCCCAUCAGCUUUUCGGGCCAGAGUUCUAUAAGUCUAGGGUGCUGGAGCUGAAUGCAAGUGAUGAUAGAGGGAUUAAUGUUGUUCGGACAAAGAUAAAAGAUUUUGCUGCUGUGGCUGUUGGUACUAAUCAGCGUAAAAGUGAUUAUCCUUGUCCACCAUUUAAGAUUAUUGUUCUAGAUGAGGCAGAUUCAAUGACCGAAGAUGCUCAGAAUGCCCUGAGGCGUACAAUGGAAACUUACUCUAAAGUUACAAGGUUCUUUUUUAUAUGCAACUAUGUUAGCAGGAUUAUAGAACCACUUGCUUCAAGGUGUGCAAAAUUCAGGUUCAAGCCAUUAUCAGAAGAAAUCAUGAGCAGCAGGAUAUCAUACAUCUGCAAAGAAGAGGGUCUGUUUCUUGAUGCUGAGGCUCUUUCAACCCUGAGUUCUAUUUCUCAUGGAGAUCUUCGCCGGGCAAUCACAUAUUUGCAGUCUGCUGCACGCUUAUUUGGAUCUUCAAUUUCUUCAGAGAAUCUGAUUUCUGUGUCUGGGGUUAUUCCAGCAAAGGCUGUGGAGGCACUUCUUAAAGCUUGCAAAAGUGGUAACUUUGAUUUGGCAAACAAGGAAGUCAACAAUUUUGUUGCAGAGGGAUAUCCAGCUUCUCAGAUGCUUACUCAGUUAUUAGAGGCCAUUGUGGAAGAAAAUGACAUAUCAGAUGAACAGAAAGCAAGAAUAUCCAAAAAGCUGGGUGAAGCUGAUAAGUGCUUAGUUGAUGGUGCUGAUGAAUACUUGCAACUUCUUGAUGUAGUCAGCAAUGCAAUGAAAGCUUUUAGUAACAUGCCAGAAGGAUUUGCUUACGAGAGCUAGAUAUAGGAUAGUCAGCAUAUUGGAAGGAUCAAUUAUUCUGCUAUAUAGAAGAAAAAAAACUCAUGCAUUUAUGUAUCGCAAUUAGAUUUGGUGUCCAUUGUUAACUUGCUUUAUGUAGACUUGGAUUUUGAAGAAUUCAUCCAGCGUGGGUAUUUUGCACUCAAGUAAAUGGCCACAAGCAAUUAGACACUAGCAUAGCACAUUCCCAAGUACAAAAUUGACGCCGCUGCAGAUAAAGUGAAUAUAUAACGGAACAAUUUUACUGUGUUUGCACACAAAUAUUUUGAGUAUAAGCAGUCCUUUCCUCUCGAGUCUCAAUUCCAUUCCGUCAUACCAGAUAGAAUUCAAUGCAAUUUUUGAAUUUAA
Molecule: messenger RNA, 1639 nt
Organism: Cajanus cajan (pigeon pea)
Lineage: Eukaryota; Viridiplantae; Streptophyta; Magnoliopsida; Fabales; Fabaceae
Product: ATPase family associated with various cellular activities (AAA)
Biological process (GO): DNA repair; DNA-templated DNA replication
Cellular component (GO): DNA replication factor C complex; nucleus
Molecular function (GO): DNA binding; ATP hydrolysis activity; DNA clamp loader activity
Source: RefSeq, a predicted model, not a curated record